UUUUACUUCAGGUAAGGCUGAGAUGGUGAGGUAAUAUAUCCUCGUAAAACUCAAGGAAUGGCAACAGCUGCCUCAACAGGGUCAAGCCACCUUGGUGUGACUGACAAUCAAAAACGAUGGCUUGUGGCUGGAAUUGCACUCAACAAGAUCCUCAUACCACAGAUACGUCCAUUUGUACAACAAGGAAUCAACACUGAAUACAAUAACCUAAAGACCAGCCACAAUAUCCAUGGACAGAGUACAUCUGGUCGUCUUCGGAAGUGGCCUGCAGGAAAGUUGUUGAAAUACGAGAACAUCAAUGGAAAUGAUGUUCAUCGCAGACUUUCCGAUGGGCGAUUAAAUUACUCUUUGUUUGAUUGUCGAGUGGCAUCUGAUGUAGACUUUGCAAGGCUAUAUGUUGAGAACUACAUGGCAAAAUUUACUGCCUUUGAUGAUCACUGUGAUGCAUCUGCUGUAUUGUCUUUGCUUGGUUGGGUUCCUGUAUUCUCUCAUGCAGUUCAAAGUGCAGUGGGUGAUGUCAGAAAGGCACGAAAUGAUUGGGCACAUUGUGUCUUCAGUAAAUGGGAUCCAGCUAAGUUUCAGCAAAGUUUUAUUGAGAUGGAUCAACUAGUAAGGAAUAUGACUCUGCCACAUUCAGAUGAAAGGAAACUUCUUGGAGAAUUGAAGGAUUGGGAAAUGAAAGGGACACAGCUCUGCAUGAAUUCUCCAGUAGACCCUGCAUUGCUACAACUGGUUCAACAGGAGGUUAAAUCCCUCCAAGAUAGUUUUGACAACAUGAGUUUGGAAUGUGAGGCAGAAAAAGUAAAAAUAAACCAGGAAUUGGAUAAAAUUGCAGUUUCUUUGGAAGAGAUGAAACAGAGACUGCAUAGGUUAGAGACUAGACAACAGACCUUGGAGUGUCGUGCUGAUCUUGCUGAUGGCAGAAUGGAUAAUUUUGAAGGACAUGUACACAAGAGAUUGGAGAAGCUUGAAAACAUCCAGCAAAGCAAAGAUAGAGUCAAUGUUCUUGUUGAGGAGAGAGUGAAUGUUGUUGAAGACAGAGUGCAUCGUCUGCAAGAAAAAAUGGAGGACCUGAUAACUUCCAAAGGAUCAGACUUAACGAUGUCAUGUCUAGAAAUUCCCAUUGAGACACCUGUCUUUCCUAAGCAACUGGCAGAUAUCAUCAGACGAAAUUACAAAGGUAAAGGUGCUGUACUGUGUCCAUUCCCAUGGUGUGAAGAUGAUCUGCAGCUGAAAUUGUCCAAGAUCUUUACAAGACUACAGAUAUUCAGCAAAGAGAAAGAACGAGCAAGGCUGACAGAUAAAGUUGUCCAAAUGACAGAUGCAUUCAUGCCACAUGAAGAAUGCGAGGAACCAAGAGUUGUGCUGAUUGAGGGGCAACCUGGGAUGGGAAAAACCACUUAUUGUCAGAAGCUUGCAUAUGAUUGGUCUGUGGAGUACAUAUCAGCCGAGGCCUGUUUUCCUCAAGUGAAGAUGCUACUUCUGUUGAAGUGUCGUGACAUGAAGACUGCUGACAUCGAAGAAGCUAUUGACGACCAACUGUUGCCACUUGAUGCUGACAAGAAGGAAAAAGAAAACUUCUUUCAUUUUAUUCGCUGCAACCAAUCCAAAAUCUUAUUGGUUCUUGACGGACUGGACGAAUUACCGGAGAAUCUCUUAAAAGGCCUCUUUCCCUUGAUUCAAAGAAAAAUAUUUUCUAAUACUUACCUCAUGUUAACAGCUCGUCAUGAGGCAGGCAUGAGAGUCCGACGCCACUGUGACACACUUCUCGAGAUUGUUGGCUUCACUAAGGAGGAUGCCGACAGUUACAUUACGAAAUAUUUUAGUAAUCAUGAGGACCCGAGCCUUGCUGCCAAAUUGAUUAAAAGAUUAGAUCGUGAAAAACAGCUCAGGGAGUUGAGUUCAAAUCCACUGAACACAGCCUUGUUGUGUCUGCUUUGUGAAGAUACAAAAGGAGUAUUUCCUUCAAAUCAAACCAAACUGUAUGAUCAACUUGUGUCGUGCGCUGUUAGAAGAUAUUUUGCAAGGAAAGGUAUUCCCAUGGACUCAAAGGAUCCCCUUCAAACUUUUUCAGAUAACCUGAAUCAUUUAGGAAAGGUGGCCUUUGAAGCCCUGAAGGUCGACCGAAUGUAUUUCAGCAAAGAUGAGAUGGAUUGUCAGUCUGUCGAUUUCCUUCCCCUGUGCUUUCUUUCCCAGGAAGCUAGUGUCAGCAAACUCAGACCCAUUCCUUGUUUCUCCUUCACACACAAGACCUUUCAAGAAUAUUUUGCUGCAUAUCACUUGGCCCAGGAGAUUCUUUCGGGUGAUAAAGACACAGCUUUGGCUCAGUUAGCUCACCUUAAUCCUGUCUUCAAGUACUGGCAACUAUGGAAGUUUCUCUUGACAAUGGUGGUAAGCAAGAGUGAAGAUGGCGCAGUUUUGGUUAUUUCAGGUUUGUGUGAUGCUCUCCGAAGUCAGCCAAUUGAAGAGGAGGAUGAGGAAGAAAGCGACGAUGAUUUUGACAAUUAUGUUGACAAUGACUGCGACUUCAACAUCUGUGACGACUUUUUGAAUGUUUUUCCUAGUAUUAAUCAGUUAUUCCGCUGGCCGUUAACUGAAGAUGAAAGGACGAGAGCUGAAACUUUGGAUUCUGUUUUGAAUCUCAUUUCAAAAUCUGACGGUGGUGACAAUGAACUGACUGAUGCUCAGAAGAAAAUGGUCCAAACUUUAGCUGUGUCCUUUCCAAUACACAAACUAGUCACUUUUAUUGAUUGCUCGGGUAUGCCCAGAAAUAUGCCGACUCUCUUUGAGUACCUAAAAUGUAAUUCUACAUUGACUCUCUUUUCUUGGCAUCAUGCCUGUACCGAGGCAUUACAGGAAGCAAUUGGACAUGUUCUCCAGUCUAACUGCGCACUAAAAAUUUUAGAUUUAAUGUCUAUUUCGUCUGAGGGCAUGUUUUGGAAUACAAGAAACAAGCAUGCUCAUCUAACCGCAAUACUUGCACGAGCUCUUCGUUCAAACUGCACUCUAACGCACAUCAAUUUGCGGUGUCGUACUAUCCGCAGUCCUGGAGCAAGUGAAAUUGCAAAAGCCCUUCUAUCAAAUCUUACUUUGACUCACUUAAACUUAAACGGAAAUGGUAUUGACAACUGUGGAGCUGAGGAUCUUGCUCAAGCUUUGCAGUCUAGCUGUGCACUAAAGUAUUUAGAUCUCAGCUAUAACGAGAUUGGCGACCAAGGCGCUGUUGCCCUUGCGAAGGCUUUGGAGUCCAACCGUACCCUGACUUAUUUGGAUUUAGAACAUGGGGAUUUUCCUGGAUUCAAUCCUAUGGAACUGUUUUAUUCGCUAAGAGGUCUAGACUAUAAAAGAAAAAGAAUUGGCGACGCAGGAGCAGCAGCAUUUGCGGAAACUCUUCGUUCAAAUUCUGUGCUUGCACGUUUAAAUCUCCAGAACCAUAGGAUCGGCAACGCAGGAGCAGCAGCAAUUGGCCAAUCACUUAAAUCAAACUGCACCCUAACACACCUUUGUUUGAGAGGAAACAGAAUCGAAGGUGUUGGAGUUGCCACCCUCGGGCACGCUGUUCAGGUUAACCGUGGGCUUAUAAAUUUAGAUCUAAGAUCGAACAGUCUCAUCGAGAGUGGAGCCCAAGCAGCAUCUUUUGCACAAGGGUUACGACUGAACUCUGUGCUAACACAUUUGGACAUGAGAUUCACCUUCAUAGGAACUCAUUUUGCAACUGUACUUGCAGAAAGUCUUCAGUGGAAUAGUGCUCUCACUCACGUAGAUUUGUGUGGGAACAUGAUUGACUCUUCUGGCGCAGAAGCUCUUGCAAGAACACUGAGAACAAAUCCCACCUUGAGUCAUUUGAAUUUGCGGUACAAUCUCAUUGAUGAUUCAGGAGCAGCUGAGUUUGUGGAAACUCUGCAAACUAAUAAUACGUUAAUCUUUUUAGACCUGAGAAACAACAGAAUUCAUGAGACAGGUGCCAAUAAAAUUCAUGGUUUCUUGUGUGCACUCUACAAUAUGCGUAGGUCUCGGUCUAAUCGUCGCACUAUUUUGUAUCACUGGAGCUGAUGAUUUUUGAGUGUUUGCUUUUUAUUUCCUUGCAAAGAAAAGUAGUUGUACAUGAAAGAUUUAGCACUGACUGACAUACUAAUCUAUUGAAGUAAAGCAAAUGUCAUAUUUGGAGUGUCCUUCCCGACACAUAUGAAUAGUUAGAUGGCAAGCGAAGGGUUGUUUCUUCGUAACAUCAUACACUAGCGAGCUUUCCGCUGUUUAGUAGACGCGGGAAAAAUGUUAUUUUAAUUUGUAAAAUGAGCGGCUUUCCUAAAAUGUAUGAGAAGAUGUCUCUAUGUGAUGCUUUUCCAAAUAUGAACUUAAAACGAGCUAUUCCACCAGUAACCGUGUUUUUUGUCAUUUUGUGACCAUAAAGUGUGGUUAACCCUGUG
Messenger RNA from Pocillopora damicornis (cauliflower coral), 4427 nucleotides. RefSeq lists its product as uncharacterized. The record is from RefSeq and is a predicted model, not a curated record. Lineage: Eukaryota; Metazoa; Cnidaria; Anthozoa; Scleractinia; Pocilloporidae. Gene Ontology annotation, molecular function: protein binding.